GUUCUCCCCUCCAAACAAUGUUCUCUAAACCCUGCACGGCCCUCAACCACUCUUCCACUGCUAAACUCAAGGCGUUGGAUUGAUUCUACCAGCUACAGUUUGCCAUGGCGACGGUGGUGAUGGAGCAGAUCGGUCAGCUGUUCAUCAACGCGCAGCAGCUGCGUCAGAUCCCUCAGCUGCUGGAGUCGGCCUUCCCCACCCUACCUUGCACUGUGAAGAUCUCCGAUGUUCCCUGGGUGUUCCGCGAGCGUCACAUCCUCACCGGCUACAGGCAGCCGGACCAGAGCUGGCGCUACUACUUCCUCACCCUCUUCCAAAGGCACAACGAGACCCUCAACGUGUGGACCCACCUGCUGGCCGCCUUCAUCAUCUUGGUGAAGUGGCAGGAGAUGUCGGAGACGGUGGAUUUUUUGCGAGACCCUCACGCUCAGCCCCUCUUCAUUGUCCUCCUGGCGGCCUUCACCUACCUCUCCUUCAGCGCCCUUGCUCACCUCCUCUCUGCCAAGUCCGAGCUCUCCUACUACAGCUUCUACUUCCUCGACUACGUGGGGGUCGCCGUAUACCAGUAUGGCAGUGCUCUGGCGCACUACUACUACGCCAUAGAGAAGGAGUGGCACACUAGAGUGCAAGGGAUCUUUUUGCCCGCGGCAGCAUUCCUGGCCUGGCUAACGUGCUUCGGCUGCUGCUAUGGCAAAUACGCGAGCCCUGAGCUGCCAAAGUUAGCCCUCAAGCUCUGCCAAGUGGUGCCCUCCGCCUUGGCUUACUGUUUAGACAUAAGCCCAGUGGUCCACCGCAUCUACAAAUGCUACCAGGAGGGCUGCUCCGACCCAGUCGUGGCAUACCACUUCUACCACGUGGUCUUUUUCCUCAUCAGCGCCUAUUUCUUCUGCUGCCCUCACCCAGAGAGUUUGUUCCCUGGGAGGUGUGACUUCAUCGGGCAGGGCCACCAGAUCUUUCACAUAUUCGUGGUGGUGUGCACCCUGAUGCAGAUCGAAGCGCUGAAAACAGACUUCACAGAGCGCCGCCCCUUCUACGAGCGCCUUCACGGCGAUCUCGCACACGACGCCGUUGCGCUCUUCAUCUUCACUGCCUGCUGCAGUGCCCUUACCGCUUUCUACGUGCGCAAUCGUGUCCGUGCCUCGCUACACGAGAAGGAGGAGUAA
Anoplopoma fimbria (sablefish) is the source of this 1163-nucleotide messenger RNA. It is a transcript of the gene paqr7b, whose product is annotated as progestin and adipoQ receptor family member VII, b. Gene Ontology annotation, molecular function: nuclear steroid receptor activity; steroid binding. The record is from RefSeq and is a predicted model, not a curated record. Gene Ontology annotation, biological process: response to steroid hormone. Lineage: Eukaryota; Metazoa; Chordata; Actinopteri; Perciformes; Anoplopomatidae. Bases 105 to 1163 code for a protein of 352 amino acids. The transcript has 2 exons. Gene Ontology annotation, cellular component: plasma membrane.